CCCCUCACCCCACCCCGGGGAGCUAGUCGAGAGUCUCAGGCUCUCGGGCCAGCGCGGCCCGGCUCCGCCCCUCGCUCCCCGGCCGGUGUCCUCGGUGUCCCCGCCGCGCAGACAUGCUGCUCGACUCCCUGUCCGCGGAGGGCGAGCGUCGCUGCCGGCAGCUGUUGACAGAGACCACGGCCCGAUUCCGCGCUCGGCCCGCGGCGGCCGCGGUGCUCGUGCCGUUGUGCUUCGUGCGCGGCGUCCCGGCGCUGCUGUAUACGCUGCGCUCCAGUCGCCUGGCCGGGAGGCACAAAGGGGACGUCAGUUUCCCAGGCGGCAAGCGUGACCCUGCUGACCAGGAUGUGGUGCACACAGCUCUGCGGGAGACGCAGGAGGAGCUGGGCCUAGCCGUGCCCAAGGAGCAUGUGUGGGGGGUCAUGAGGCCUGUGUAUGACCAGACAAAGGCCACUGUGGCUCCAGUGCUUGCCAGUGUGGGCCAGCUGGAUCUGCAGAGCCUCAGACCCAAUCCCGAUGAGGUGGAAGAGGUAUUUGUGCUGCCCUUGGCACACCUGCUGCAGACGCAGAAUCAGGGUUAUACCCACUUUUGCCAGCAUGGCCACUUCAGCUACACACUGCCUGUUUUCCUGCAUGGACCACACCGUGUCUGGGGACUUACUGCUGUCAUCACCGAAUUCACCCUACAACUGCUAGCCCCUGACACCUACCGACCUUACCUGGUCAGAUCUUGGCUAUCCAGUGACUGAAAGUGACUUGCCCUCCAGGACUGAAUAAAGUGUUUUUGGUUAC
Molecule: messenger RNA, 789 nt
Organism: Octodon degus (degu)
Lineage: Eukaryota; Metazoa; Chordata; Mammalia; Rodentia; Octodontidae
Gene: Nudt8
Product: nudix hydrolase 8
Exons: 4
Coding region: 114-746 (210 amino acids)
Molecular function (GO): coenzyme A diphosphatase activity
Source: RefSeq, a predicted model, not a curated record